CCAAUGGACAACCUGACAUUCAGAAACAGCAUUCUGCUAGUGGAGGGACUGAAAGUUACACCUCAGUCUUCUUAUCCUGUUUUCAUCGUUCUUCUCUUGGUUUAUAUAUUUAUCAUGGUAUCAAACAUUGGACUCAUAAUUAUGAUCUCAACAGAAAAGAAUCUGCAUCACCCUAUGCAUCUUCUAUUCUGUAAUCUACCACUGAAUGAUAUUAUGGGAACCACUGUUGUUUUGCCACGGUUAAUGCAGGAUAUUUUAAAAGAGGCCUCAGAGCGAUAUAUCACGUAUUUUGAGUGUGUUAUUCAAGCGUAUUUUGUGCAUGUUUUUGCAGUGGCAUCCCAUUAUGUGCUGAUGAUAAUGGCCUUUGACAGAUACGUGGCUAUAUGUAAUCCAUUACGAUACACAUCUAUAAUGACAAAUAAAAUGGUGCUUAAACUCUCAGCAUUAGCCUGGGGUUUGGCGAUAUUUUUAGUGACGAUUCUGUUAGGCCUUACGAUACGUCUGUCUCGCUGCAUAUAUAAAAUUGAAAAUCCUUUCUGUGAUAAUGCCUCACUGUUUAAACUGUCCUGUGAAGAUGUGUCUGUCAAUAAUGUAUUUGGAAUCAUUUACACAGUAAUUGUUUUAACGCUCUCACUUGGGUCUGUAUUCAUAACGUAUAUUAAGAUUGCUACUGUGUGCCUUACCAGCAAAAACAAAGCACUCAACAGCAAAGCCAUAAAAACCUGCAGCACUCACAUGGCUGUUUAUAUAAUCAUGUAUGUAUCUUGUGGCAUUUUUGUUUUUCUACAUCGAUUUCCUGACUACUCAGACAGCAGGAAACUAGCUAGUAUAAUGUUUCAUAUUGUACCACCAGGAUUAAACCCCUUAGUAUAUGGUUUACAAACCAAAGAAAUACGACAGAAAAUUACAAAAUUUUGGUGGAGAAAAAAGUAA
Messenger RNA from Triplophysa dalaica, 933 nucleotides. Its product is annotated as olfactory receptor 146-like. Gene Ontology annotation, molecular function: olfactory receptor activity; G protein-coupled receptor activity. The record is from RefSeq and is a predicted model, not a curated record. Bases 4 to 933 code for a protein of 309 amino acids. The transcript has a single exon. Lineage: Eukaryota; Metazoa; Chordata; Actinopteri; Cypriniformes; Nemacheilidae. Gene Ontology annotation, biological process: G protein-coupled receptor signaling pathway. Gene Ontology annotation, cellular component: membrane.